This is a messenger RNA of Danio aesculapii, 3590 nucleotides long. It is a transcript of the gene klhdc10, whose product is annotated as kelch domain containing 10. The record is from RefSeq and is a predicted model, not a curated record. Gene Ontology annotation, biological process: positive regulation of stress-activated MAPK cascade. Bases 207 to 1388 code for a protein of 393 amino acids. NCBI's taxonomy places the organism in Eukaryota, Metazoa, Chordata, Actinopteri, Cypriniformes, Danionidae. Gene Ontology annotation, molecular function: protein binding. The transcript has 9 exons.
CUUGGAGGUUAUUUUUUUCCACCAGCGUUUCUGCCUUCACGUUCAUUUCAAAGGAGACCCGGCCAGAUCCAUUUAUUUCAUUUCAGCGUCUCGUUCCGGGGAGAAUGGGCUGAGUUAUGUCCUGCGCUUCGCCUGUGUCUGUUGAAGGAAGCCGUGCAGUUUGCCAUUGCGUGUAGGUGGAUGAUUUCAGCGUGAUUUCUGGAGCGAUGUCCAAUAUUAUCUAUAGGAUGUUUGGCGCAGAUGGAGCCCACAGCCCGGACAGACUCAAUCAGUUUGAGCGGCUGUCUGGAAGGCCUCCGCUAAGAGCCGCAGGUCACAGAGCUCCUCCGGCCCGGAGCGGCCAUCGAUGUGUGGCUGACAACACCAACCUUUAUGUGUUUGGAGGCUACAACCCCGACUAUGAUGAAUCUGGCGGCUCCGAAAACGAGGAUUACCCACUGUUCAGGGAGCUGUGGAGGUUUCACUUCGCCACAGGGACAUGGCAACAGAUCCGCACAGAGGGUUUCAUGCCCACCGAACUGGCUUCGAUGUCAGCUGUUUUGCACGGAAACAACCUGCUUGUAUUCGGCGGGACUGGAAUCCCAUUUGGGGAAAACAAUGGAAAUGACGUUCACGUCUGCAAUGUUAAAUACAAACGAUGGUCCCUCCUCAACUGCAGGGGCAAGAAACCCAAUCGAAUAUAUGGACAGGCGAUGGCCAUAAUCAGCGGCUUUCUAUAUGUAUUUGGAGGCACAACAGGCUACAUCUACAGCACAGAUCUCCACAGAUUGGACCUGACAACACGUGAGUGGAUCCACUUGAAGCCAAACAACCCUCCAGAUGACCUGCCUGAGGAACGAUACAGGCAUGAGAUUGCUCAUGAUGGACAGAGGAUAUAUAUUCUGGGAGGAGGAACUUCCUGGACUUCUUACCCAUUAGACAAGAUACACGCAUAUAAUCUUGAAACAAAUUCCUGGGAGGAAAUCACAACAAAGCCUCAUGAAAGAAUAGGAUACCCGGCGCCUCGGAGGUGUCAUAGUUGUGUGCAGAUUAAAAAUGAUGUAUUUAUUUGUGGAGGGUAUAAUGGUGAAGUAAUCCUGGACGACCUGUGGAAAGUCAACCUGCAGACGUUCCAGUGGCAUAAACUCCCAGCAGUGAUGCCUGAACCUGCAUACUUCCACUGUGCUGCUGUUACCCCGGCCGGUUGCAUGUACAUCCACGGUGGUGUGGUAAACAUCCACGAGAAUAAGCGGACUGGUUCAUUGUUUAAGAUCUGGCUGGUGGUGCCCAGCCUGCUGGAGCUGUGCUGGGAGCGUCUGCUCAAGGCCUUCCCUCACCUGGCCCAACUCACCCCCAUACAGCUGCUAAACUUGGGCCUCACCCAGGAACUCAUUGAACGCUUAAAAUAAACAGGCGGCAGCUGCAAGUGCAAGAGAGACCGAUUGUGUACCUACUACAUGUGUACAUUUUUUAAAUUUAACUUCAGAGUUUUGUUUUUCGAAGCUGAGCAUUGGCAGGACGACGGCACUUCAAGCCAACAUGUGGAUGGAAACAACCGGAUCGACUUAAGGACACGUCUCGCCUUAAAACCAAAAACUGUAGGAUGCCUUUUUUUGUUUUGCGUUUGCACCUUUUAAUGAUUUGCAAAACUAAAUAUCCACCAGAGAGAGGAUUCCAACACUAUGGGUCAGUGACCUGGAAUGUGUGGGUUUUUUUUUGCUUUGCUGAGAUUGUAAUAUUAUUAUUUAUUGGCCUUCAGUGAUGAUUUGGGGGUUGUUUUUACUGAUGUAUCUUAAUUGUGUCCUCUUCUGUCAAAGACUUAUUUAAGUUUUAGGAAUCACCACAUUUGCAGCAUGAAUAUUUAAUAAGAGUUCACAGGCAACUCUUCGGAGAACUGCUGUUCAGAAUUAUUAAUGCCUGGAAUUGUGAUUUAAAUGGAUUAAGCAAAUAUGAAAAUGCGCUGGAAAUGUAUUCACCCUCAGGCACAUUCUCCAAGAUGUAGUUGGUUUUUAUUUAUUUAUUUUUAAUCUUCAGUAGAACAUUAAACACUAUUUUAUCUAAAACGGUGGCUUUCGUCAGUCAUAAAAUGGAAAUUAAUUAUUCUUUGCACUAAAAACACACAUAGCCAAAACAGAAUUCUCUCAUUGAGGUCGUAUUCUUCCCAAGGUUUUUAAUUAUUAAAGUUAAUAUUAUAUAAACACAAUUCAGUUUCCUGCACAAAUGAAUUUCAAUUUACUUCAUCGUUUGAUGCAUCUUUAGGAGACACCGGUAAUUUCUUUUGCCUGGAUGCAUUACGAUUGACUCUCAAAGCAUUUUGAAUCACAAAAGAUGAUUGAUUCAUAUUCAAAAAAGAAAUAAAUAAUCACUACAUUUUUGAUGGCCUGAGUAUGAGUAAGUUACCAGCAAAUUUCAAUCAUUUUCUUAAACUGUCUUUAAGGAUUUUACUUAAACGGUGCAAAACAGUGUUGAAAAGUGGAAUGUUUUAACAAAGUGAUUUAUUUAUUUGUUUUCCUUUUCUUCACUGAGAGUGUGGGAUUUUUAAUUUGGAUGCUGUUGCUCAGAUCUGCACUUAAGGCACAAACACCAGACCAAGUAAUGUUUCAGCAAAGCUGUACAGUCAUAGCAAAGCUGUUCCCAUGUUUCACCUGGUUUUGUAAACCAUCACUGUGAACAAGGUGCUCCUUAAGUUUACUUUUAACGCUUUUAUUGAAAUAAAAUACUUCUUUUUUUCCCUCCUCAGACCAUCUAUCCCUCAUGCAAAUGUUUAAAUUGACAUUUCAGCCAACGCCACUCAUUUAAUUGAUCCAGUGCCUUUUCCAAGCAAGAUCUGAUAAUGUGCUAAACAUAACCGUGACACAAAGCCUUGCUAAAAGCACUUUACAUUUAUGUAACUCAAAAAUGUACAAGAACUUCUAGUACAUACAUUUUCAUUCAGCACUUGAUACAUUUACAAUUAAAACUAAAGUCUUAGAGUAAUUCAUAUUUGGUCAGCACAAUGCUCACAUUUUAGGCCUUGUGUAAAUCUGUACAGUUAAGUCAUUUAGCAAUAAUGUAGCGGAGCAUCUCUUUACUAUGCUGACCUAUUAAUAUGAUGCCAAAUACAGCAUCUUGAGUUCAGAGUUCAUGCUUUUUGCCUUUUUUCUUUGAAACUGUGGCCAUUUGACUACCUUAAUUAGGCACCAGCAAUUGAUGUAGUGGAAUAAAAGUGUUUCAUAAUUGCUAUUAUUUCCACCCUGUGCAUCCUUAUUAGAUUUAUCAUCAAAAUAGCUUUUCUCUGGAUGUAGGUCACAUAUAUAUCCUCAAAGAAAAUAAUGAAUUCAUUUCUGCAUGACUGGAUUUCUGUUUGCAUGGAUCAGGACUGAAUGGUGAUGUGCAGACCAACUCUGGAUAUUUCCAGGAUUUUUAGCAGCACAUUGGGAUUUUUUUGGGGUCUGCAUGGUGCGACAGGAGUCUCUACAUCUAAUUUUUAUUUUUAUUUUGUUUGGAGACGAGCUGGAUUUCAAUGCCUCCGUUGUGCAGCAAAUGUUGAAGGUACUCUCAUUGGUUACCUGUAACUCGUGUAUCAGUUUUGUGUUUUAUUGUUGAGAAAUUAAUAAACUUGUUCAAACUGG